AUGGCUGGUGGAGGACCGCUGGAGCUCUGGAACCACCGUUCGAUGCAGAUCUUGGUCCUCCUCAGCCUCGGGCUCCAGGUCGUCCUCUUCGUCUUCGCCGGGAUCCGCCGGCGUGAAGCCUUCCCCGUGCGGAGGCUCCUCCUGUGGCUAGCAUACCUCAUGGCCGACUCCACGGCCGUGUACGCCGUCGGCCACCUGUCGUUCAGCAGCACCGUGCGAGAGCAUCAGCUCGUCGCGUUCUGGGCGCCGUUCCUGCUGCUGCACCUCGGCGGCCCGGACAACAUCACCGCCUAUGCCCUCCAGGACAACCAGCUCUGGCUUCGCCACCUCCAAAUCCUCGUCGUGCAGGUCCUCGGGGCAGCCUACGUCAUCCACAAGAACAUCGACGGAGGUAGCAGCGGGCGGCUGCUCCGGCUUGCCUCCGGCUUGAUGUUCGCCGUUGGAUUUGUCAAGUACGGGGAGAGGACGUGGGCGCUCAAGUGUGGCACCCUGGAAAGCAUCGGCGCCUCGGUCAAGACGCAGCCGCCCGCCAUCCAUAAACAUUCCCACCGUCAGGACGAAGCGUCGGACGAGGAAUUCCUCGUGCGACGAGCCCACUCGCUGUUCCACGUCUGCAAGCGUGCCAUUGUCGAUUCCUCCGUGAUCGAGAAGGACUCCGUGGAGGGGCAGGAGGAGUACACCACCAAGAUGAUGCGCAAAGUGGAGCUAUGGGCGCUGAUGGAGAUCGAGCUCUCCCUCAUGUACGACGUACUCUACACCAAGGCGGCCGUGGUCCACACCACUGCCGGCUAUCUGGUCCGUGUCGUCUCGCCGCUCACCAUUGCCGCCUCGCUGGUGCUGUUCCAGCUCACCCCCAAGGACGGCCACAUCGGCGCCGACGUGGCCAUCACCUACGUCCUGCUGGGCGGCGCCUUGUUCAUGGAGACGACGUCGCUCGUGAAUGCGCUAGGAUCGUCUUGGACGUUUGCGUUCCUGAGCACCACAAGGUGGCGAUGGCUCCGAUACGUAGCCCUGUGCAACGGGAGAUGGGACAGUCUCCGGCGUAGGGUUGUGUCUCUUCACCAUCUUGUCAAGGGAGGAUUUCCUGGUGGUAGCAGCACCAGCAGGUAUAAAUCGAGGAGGUGGUCAUACAUCAUCGGGCAGUACAACAUGCUGCACUUGUGCACGCGCCCCGCCGACACACUGCUCACCAGCCCGCUGCUCGGUAGGCUGGCCAGGACGCUGGGACCCAACGGGUGGUGGGACAGGAAGCACUACUCAGGGACCGUCAAGAUAUCGGUUUCAGUCAAGAAACACAUCUCCCUACACAUGGGGCGGCUGUACAAACACGGGACGCUCAACUCCCUGAGCAUGCUCAGGAAGAAGUGGGGCGAGGAGCCGCUGGACCGUCGAGGGCUCUACGAAGGCAUUCUGAAAGACUCCCUGGGUGUGGAGUUCCAGGAGGGCAUCAUCAUCUGGCACAUCGCCACCGACAUCUUCCUGGCCAAGAGCGAGAGAGCCAAGGCCGAGGACGCGGCGCCACGCGUGGAGGCCAUCGUGAUGCUGUCCGACUACAUGAUGUUCCUCAUGGUGGAUCGCCCCUACAUGCUGCCAGGCCAACCCCAAAACAGGUUGUACCAGCGUACCUGCGAGAAUCUGGUCAGCAUGCCAUUGACAGAUGAUCCUAGGUACCCAGACCGCCGGCACAAAGGUAUGAUCAAGAAUCUGUUCCGCGUGCGUGAUGGCCCGGCUUCCGGCACUUCCAGGGCCUCCGAGAGACGCGAUCUCGCCAACAGACUGUAUGAUGAGUAUGCGAGCCGAAGGUUCAGCCACGACGCUCCCCGUCUCACGUACGUAGCUCGACUUGCCAAACGGUUGCUGCAGAAGGAGAGAGCCGACGGCACGGCCGACUCGUUGGACCUUGUGCUUGAGGUGUGGACGGACAUUCUCGUCUACGCGGGCAACAAGUGCAGCAGGGAGUCCCAUGCCAAGAAGCUCAACAGUGGCGGCGAGCUCACGACCAUCCUGUGGCUCAUGGCGGAACACCUCUACCAAGUGUCCCUCGAGGAAGCAUCACACGCGCAGAGAGACGAUGAUGUAUCUAACGUACUAUAA
Triticum aestivum (bread wheat) is the source of this 2094-nucleotide messenger RNA. RefSeq lists its product as uncharacterized. The transcript has a single exon. NCBI's taxonomy places the organism in Eukaryota, Viridiplantae, Streptophyta, Magnoliopsida, Poales, Poaceae. The coding region runs from base 1 to 2094 and encodes 697 amino acids. The record is from RefSeq and is a predicted model, not a curated record.